AAUGAUUGAAGCGAACAGUGCAGCAGCAACAACAUCGUCGCAAAGAAUUCAAACAAAACGAGUAGAAAAUGAUUUUUCUUCAACAAAUUUAGAAUGGGAAAAUUAUUUAAUUAUUCGAUUUCCACCAGAAAUAGCAAACAAAGUAAAAGAUUAUUUGGAUGAAGAUGCUCAUCAUAUUAGCCAAACAAAACUGAAUAUUAAUUUUAAUCAAAAUUUGCGGUCUGGAAUUUUAAAUUUUGGAAAAUAUGAAAUGGAUUUUUCUUUGUAUGAUUUGCCCUGUAUUUCUGAGGUAAUGAAAACGCUCGAUAAAAAGACAGUAUAUAAAGUAGCUGAUGUAUCCCAAAUCAUUGUUUGUUCACCUCCAGGUGAAAGGAAGAAGGGAGCAAAGACUGAACUUCCUGUUAACGAGAAACACGAGAGGCGAGAAUGGCCGCAUGGUAUCUGUCCGCCUAUGAGGUUUGCACAACGUAAAAGAUUUAGAAAAGUCAAGAGAAAGAAAUAUAUGGAUGCUUCUGAUGUUGAGAGGGAAUUGAAAAGACUUUUGAGAUCUGAUUUGGACGCAGUAAAUGUUAGAUGGGAAGUAGUUUCAAUUGAUGAAAUGGAAAGGGCGGAUAAUGAAACACCACAAGAAUUAAAGAAUAAUUCUGGGAAUAAUGAUGAUACCAAUCAACAGACCGCUGAUGAUUUGGAUUAUGGAUUAUUUUUAUCUGAUUCGGAGAAUGAAGAUUAACUGAGUUUUUAAAUUUAAAAUGUUUAUGUUUCCCGAGACAAGUGUAUUUUUUUAUAAAAUUUC
Molecule: messenger RNA, 793 nt
Organism: Meloidogyne enterolobii
Lineage: Eukaryota; Metazoa; Nematoda; Chromadorea; Rhabditida; Meloidogynidae
Source: the annotation of a GenBank genome assembly